UAUGAAGUCGAAUACUUUUGGCUAAAUUUGGAGUCAAUACAUUUAUUCUUUCAGUUUGGCUGAUGCCAUUUACACUCGUCUCUGUUACAACUAUCCCCUGCCAUGUGGACCUGGAGGCUGUGUGUCAGAACAAAUGGCAGCCAAGGCAAUGCAUCAUGCAACCUGGGCAUUUGCUGAGAAUUUCACUGGCAUAGCUGAUGUCGCUUCUCAUCCAAUGCUGAUACAAAUAGCCAAGAGAAUGGUCAACAAGCCUCAGCACAAAUCUUCUCUCAAGUUUGUACUGUACAGUGGUCACGAUAGCACUGUCACGCCACUCUUAAUAAACCUUGGAGUUCAUGAUCGGACAAGAUGGACUCCUUAUGCCACACGUGUGGUUUUUGAACUCUGGAGAGAUACUCUUUUAGACUCUUCAAAGCAGUCAGGUUCUGUAGACAACUUUUAUUUCCGAGUUCUUGUCAAUGGUAAAGUGGUCACUAGUAAAAUGAAAUUUUGUGGUGACGCGUUGGUCAAAGGUGAACUUUGUCCUGUUCAAGAACUGGUCUUGUGGCUCUCUGAUGGGGCAGGAAUCAAAGGAAUGGAUGAGAAGUACAAGACACUUUGUUCAUGACUAUCCUUGGUUGAUUUACUAUUUGUAGCUGUUAUUUUUUUUUAAAUAAAAACUGAAGCAUUGCAAAAUGUAUCUCCAGAGUUUUGUUUGGCUAAGAAGGAAUCACUGACCCUUGACGCUCUUAUCGUUCGUCACGUGCUCCUUCGUGGAGGCAAGAUUGUGUGACGAGCCGAAAGCUUCAGCGUGGGAGGCCAGUAAAAGCACGGUCUAAGCUUCGAUCUCGUUUCUUAUGUACCAUUUAUUCCCGGUUCCAGCCCCUUUCUGAUGGUUCUUACUUCUUGGUGCUUUCUUCCAGGGAAAUGUAACUGAUGUUGCAAACUGUUCGCAAUUUCGUCCCUGCCCCCCCCCCCCGGAAUCCCUCUUCUUAGUCUCCUCAACUCUCGCCUCAGAAAGAGCCACCACUCCCGUGCCACCCCUCCCCGGCACUGGAUCAAGUCGUGUUCUCACUUUUGGGAUAAUUUGUUCUCCAUUUCCGGGAAAAAAAAAAACUUUUCUUGGAUGACAAUGAAUACUAACACCUGAAAAUGCACUUGCAGCAGAACAUUAGGCAAAUGCACAAGGGAAAACCCCUUGGUUGUCGUCUUUGGUUGUACGGUUAGGCUUAUAUCACACACGGUCUUCCGUGUUUGAUAUAUUAUGUCACACAUUAGAGUUUUGUCCAGACCUAAAAGUUAUUACAGCCUUGCACAGCGCAAAUAACAGUACCACUUGAAAGUACUGCUAAAAAGCUUCCAUUUCGAAUGGUCUCAAACUAUAAUGUCCUCUACAGUCUUAUACCAAGGUUCAAAUCUCCGAGUGUAAGGGAUAACAGUAGAAAAAGGUAUGUAUUUAUUCAAAUCACGAACUCCAAAUUGUUUUGAGAUAAAAUAUUUUUUAUUAUUCAAAACUAUCAAUCACACUUGAACUCACACCAGAUUCUUUUGAGAAAAAUUUCAAUUGCAUUACUAGAUCACGCUUUUACUAACUAGAAUGUCAGUAUAGUA
This is a messenger RNA of Orbicella faveolata, 1590 nucleotides long. Its product is annotated as 2-phosphoxylose phosphatase 1-like. The record is from RefSeq and is a predicted model, not a curated record. NCBI's taxonomy places the organism in Eukaryota, Metazoa, Cnidaria, Anthozoa, Scleractinia, Merulinidae.